AUGGGCUGGUUCUGGGCCGAUACACAGUCAAAGGCGCCUGUACCGCCACACCCAACAACACCUGGCGCUCCUAUUCCUCCCGGAUGUCCGAUGCACGAGUCGGCUUCGGCAUCAGCUGUUGCACCCACUGCGGCACCUCAGACUGCCGAGCCUCCUAGCAACUGCCCAAUGUCCAAGGCCAAGGACUCGCCCUUCUACGCUGCCCCUAAAUCCUCCAAUGCGCAACCUCUGGCAGCGCCCGCCGCACCCCAACAGUCCACCCUGUCCAAGCUGAACCCGUUGAACUACAUGUUCUCCUCGAUCUCCCAGGAGCGCGCACCCCAGCAGACCGUCGACCUCUCCGUUGACCGUGAGAAGUCAACGAUUCCCCGGGGUGACUCGGAGGGUAACUGGGAAUACCCUUCUGCGCAGCAAAUGUACAACGCGAUGCUGCGCAAAGGAUACACAGACACUCCCCAGGAUGCGGUGGAGUCGAUGGUUGCUGUUCACAACUUCCUGAAUGAGGGUGCUUGGAAUGAGAUUAUUGGAUGGGAACGCACGUUCGCAAAGGGUCUUGGGGCCGGUUGGGAGCGAUGCCGUCGGGGUGAAGAGAAUCUGAACUGGCAGUUGAUGAAGGACGAGUUGACAGGCAAUGUGGACCAGGCGACUGAGCCUCGUCUGAUCAGAUUUCAGGGCCGACCUAAGGAGUUGACUCCCAAGGCUCGCAUCUUCCAGGCUCUUGGAUGGGUGUAUCCCACCAAAUUUGAAACUCCUCCACCCUUCGACCGCCACGACUGGUUCGUCCAGCGUCAAACUCCUUCGGGUCCUAAGGAGGUUCGUUACGUGAUCGACUACUACUCCGGCGAUCCCGAGCCGAACGGCGAGCCCGUCUUCUACCUUGACAUUCGUCCCGCUCUUGACUCGCCCACCGCUGCCGUCGAGCGUCUGAUGAGAUGGGGUGGUGAUGUGUGGUGGAAAGCCAGUGGCGGUGCUGUCCGCGAACCUGGCCACGGCCACGGUCACCACUAA
Messenger RNA from Penicillium daleae, 1008 nucleotides. Its product is annotated as holocytochrome c synthase CYC3. Gene Ontology annotation, biological process: cytochrome c-heme linkage. Gene Ontology annotation, cellular component: mitochondrion. Gene Ontology annotation, molecular function: holocytochrome-c synthase activity. Lineage: Eukaryota; Fungi; Ascomycota; Eurotiomycetes; Eurotiales; Aspergillaceae. The transcript is spliced from 3 exons. The record is from RefSeq and is a predicted model, not a curated record. Bases 1 to 1008 code for a protein of 335 amino acids.